Messenger RNA from Lepus europaeus (European hare), 1986 nucleotides. RefSeq names its product outer dynein arm-docking complex subunit 2-like. Lineage: Eukaryota; Metazoa; Chordata; Mammalia; Lagomorpha; Leporidae. Gene Ontology annotation, molecular function: protein binding. The record is from RefSeq and is a predicted model, not a curated record.
AUGGCCUCCAUUUCCAUCAGUACCCACGGUUACCAAAACGGGAGCUGCGGCGGGCAGCAGGCCGCAGUGCCGGCGGACCCAGCGGAGAGCACCGCCGGCGGCGCCCCGCAGCGCCUGAACGUGGACUUUGGGGGCGGCGCCACCGAGGCCACCGAGGCCACCGAGCCAGGCCGCCCACAGGGGCGGAAAACCGCCGUCCUAGACCCGCCCGAAGGCCUGCGUUUCCCAAAGGCUUCCGAUAGCGUCUGCUCGGGUGUUAACGGAAACCGUGCGCAGCGGAAGACACAUAGAACUCACAGGUCUCUCAGAAACCUGUUCAUCAGUCAUUGUGUUGAUGCAGAUAUUGUGGUUACCGAAGUUGAUGAUCCAGAGAGUGAAAUGCAGAUGAAGACUGCCAUACUACUGAAGCAACUGGAUCUGCACCUUCUCAAUCAUUUGCUGAAACACAUUUCCCUAGAAAUAUAUUUAAAUCCAAGAAUUGUGAAGAAAGAUAUAAAGCUUCUAAAACAUUUCUCAGGAAAAGGAGAACAGACAGUUUUGGAAUCUAUUGAAUACACUUCAGAUUAUGAAUUUUCAAAUGGAUGUCGAGCUCCACCUUGGAGACAGAUUUAUGGGGAAAUGUGUUACGUGCUGGUGAAGCCACAUGCUGUGGAAAGUUUGUGCGUUACUUGUAGAGAAGGAGUAUUUUUAAAUGGUGGCAAAACAGAUGCUGGAGAUGAAAUUAAUUAUGAGAGAAAAAGUGCAAUUUACAAGGACAUUGUCACAUUUUUAAGAGAAAAAUCAGUAAAAUUUUCAGAAAAUAUGUCUAAACAUGCAACCAAAUUUAAAGAACAACAACAAAUGGAAAAAGAUCAGCAUGAUAAGGCUCUUAAGAAGGAAGAAACAGCCACCGUCCAUAAAACUGUAUCUGGUUCAGGAAAGAGUACACUGGAGAAGAACCAAAUUAAUUUUGUGAAAAAUCAAAUGACCAGGAGAUUAGAGCCAAGCUUAAACUGGAAGACAACCCUUGACUUCAAAUCUCACAGAAGUUCAAUAAAAGACAGCCAACAGGAAAAACAUGGCGGAAAAUUUGAAAAAGUGAGGUCAUCCGCUUCCCAUGGAAGAGCCCAGUUAAGCAGUAAAAGUACUGAUAAAAUUGAGGAGAUUUCCAGUGAGAACUCCUCAGAGAGUGAGGAGGAUGAAGAACCUGCUGAUCACCGUCAGGAGAUGAAUGUGGAUUUGCCAUCCGAGUACUGGCAAAUUCAGAAGCUGGUGAAAUAUCUGAAGGGAGGAAAUCAGACAGCUACAGUGAUUGUGUUGUGUUUGAUGAAGGAUUUCAACCUAGUCCAUGAGACCUGUCAGCUGGCAAUCAGAGAUGUGGGAGGCCUUGAAGUUUUAAUAAACUUACUUGACACCAAUGAAAUCAAGUGUAAGAUUGGGUCAUUAAAAAUCCUGAAGGAAAUCAGUCACAAUCCUCAAAUCAGACGUAACAUUGUUGACCUCAGGGGCUUACCGGUCAUAGUUAAUAUACUUGAUUCUCCGUACAAGAUUCUGAAGUGUUUGGCUGCAGAAACUAUUGCGAAUGUUGCCAAGUUCAGACGAGCCCGGCAGGCAGUGAGACAGCACGGGGGCAUCACCAGGCUGGUUGCUCUCCUGGACUGUGCACAGCAAGCCUCACAGCCUGCCUACUCAAGUCUCUAUGAGACCACAGACGCGGAAGUGGCUCGCUGUGGGGCGCUGGCAUUGUGGAGCUGCAGUAAGAGUUAUGCCAAUAAAGAAGCCAUUCGUAAAGCCGGGGGCAUCCCUCUGUUGGCUCAACUGCUGAAGACUUCUCAUGAAAACACGCUCAUUCCAGUGGUGGGGACAUUGCAAGAAUGUGCAUCAGAGGAAAACUACCGAGCUGCAAUCAAAGCAGAAAGGAUCAUCGAAAGUCUGGUAAAGAACCUAAGCAGUGAGAAUGAGGAGCUGCAGGAGCACUGCGCCAUGGCCAUUUACCAGCGAUCUUAG